AUGUUGAGAAAGAAAAGAAUUAAACCUGAACAGGAUGCCAAAGAGCAUGUGUUGUCAGGCAAAGACAAAGCCUUCAUUGAGAAACGAUACAUCAACGCAUAUAAAGGGAGAGGUGUGUUUGCACUUAAACACAUUGAAUCAUCCACAUUUGUUGUGGAAUAUCGUGGAAUACUGUGCCAAAGUAAAUAUGUUGAUGACAUUAAAGGCAACUACUUGUUCGAUAUCACAUGGAAUGGAGCACAUUAUUGCAUAGAUGCUUCAAAAGAGGAUGGAUCGCUAGGACGACUGGUGAACGAUGAUCACAAAAAUCCAAACUGCAAAGUCAAGACGGUUGUUGUUGAGGGAAAGCCGCACCUGUGUCUAUUUAGUCUAAGAGACAUUUGUCCAGAUGAAGAAAUUACUUACAAUUAUGGGGAUUCCUCUUGGCCCUGGCGUUCAGUAGAAUUGUGUGAUGAGAUAUCGGUGGCCGUAGAUGAAUCCAUUGAGGGUCCUUCCUCAUCAGGAAAAGAGAAAGAAUUGUGUGAUGAGAUAUCGGUGGCCGUAGAUGAAUCCAUUGAGGGUCCUUCCUCAUCAGGAAAAGAGAAAUGCCAUCAUGAAGUUCAUUGCGCAGUAAUAUCCAGUUUGGAUUCUUGUGUAAAUUGCAGUGGACCCGUUUCUAGUCGAAAAUGGCUUGGCUUAACAUGCAAAUUGUGUUCAAGAUCAUGGCACAAAACCUGCUUCAUGAAGAAUGAGAAAUCGAUGGAUGUUACAUUUUCCAGUUCUGAAGAAAGCAGUUCUGAUGAAGAGUAUACUCCUCACGCUGAAAACAGCAUUGAUGAAUCCUCUGAUGAAUUCAUCCCAGAUUCAAGACAAAACAGCGACAGUGGUGAUAGUCUAACUAUCAAUACAAGGAAUCCACCAUAUUGUAAGACCACUCAACUAUUUUCAGAGUCUAAGAAGGCAGAGAGUGUGUCUCAACCCACUCACUGUUCAUCCACUGAGCAAGAUAUGGUUAGUGACAAAUCCAGCUCUGCUCAAGAUCUCGUAUGUAAUGAUCACGACACUACCACAAGGAAUAUGGAGAUGCUUCAGAGUUUUAAGAAAACACCAAAAGAGUCUUGUGAUAAACAGUCAAACCUCAAAGACACUUUUUCCACCCACAAAAAUUACUGUUAUGUGUGCAAGAAACCUCAGUCUAAAAUUGCCCGUCACUUUAAAAAGCAUGAAGACAGUGAAACGGAAAUUGCGGCUGCAUUUCUGCUUCCUAAACAUUCCAAGGACAGAAAAAGGUUACUUGAGAAGCUUCGAAACAGAGGCAACUAUGAACAUAAUCAAGAGGUUAUGGCAAAUAAGAGUGGACCACUGAAGGUUAGAAGACGACCAGUAAGAUCCGAGAUCGAAUUGAGUACCAAAACAUACGUGCACUGCAUAUACUGUAAAGGCCUGUUUGUUCGCAAGGAGUUGUGGCGCCAUACACGGAGAUGUUCUUCAAAGAUUUGUUCCGAGUCUGAAGCAACUGGUAAGGCUAAAGUUCUAGUUUUGGCUGAUAUUGCAGAGUCAACAUUCUCUCAAGCAAUCUCUCCUGAAGUGUGGAAAAUCUUGGGAAAUAUGAAGAAUGAUGACAUUUCAUCUGUUAGUCUUUACAACAAACACGGAAGUGAUCCAACAAAAUUUGAAUACAUCAGACAGAAGGUACGGGAAGUGGGCAGACUCUUGCUAAGCAUGAAAAAAAAAUUCUCCAUACUUAGCUUUGAAGAUGCUUUGAAGCCAAACAAUUUUUACAAAGUCAUUGAGGCCGUGAAAGAUGUUGCUGGUUAUGAAGAAAAGAGCCACUCAUAUAAGACACCAAGUCUUGCGCUAAAGUUAGGACAUUCACUUAACAAAAUUGCUGACAUCAUUCUCUGCAGGGCCAUCGCAGGAGAGGAUGAUGCUCUGACGAAAGCAGCAGAGCGAUUCAAAAGACUUUGCUCAAGUGAAUGGGCAGAACAUGUCUCCCAUGCUGCUCUUGCUACUUUAAGCAAAUCAAAGUUCAACAAACCAUCUACCAUACCAUUCACACAUGAUGUGCAGCUUCUCCACCAGUGCCUAGAGAAGAAAUCAGCUGAUGCUUUUGAAAACCUGAAAAACCAAGAGUCUUCACAGGCAUACGCAGAACUCGCCAAAGUGACACUGGCACAAGUAAUCAUCUUUAACCGGCGUCGUGCAGGAGAAGUUUCAAAAAUGACACUUGAGUGUUUUAUGAAAAGAGACCAAACUGAGCUCCAUGAGGACAUAGCUCUUGGUCUCUCUCCGUUUGAGCAAAAAAUGUCCAAGCAUUUUAGCAGAGUAGAAAUAAUGGGCAAAAAAGGGAGAAAAGUUGCUGUUCUGCUAAGCCCUGAUCUUGUUGGAGCAAUACAACUUCUUGUGGACAAGAGAGAUUCAUGUGAAGUAGAUGGGGACAACCCCUUUCUAUUUGCAAGACCAAAGUGUUCAGCCACCAGUUUCUUCAGGGGACAAGACUGCAUCAGGCUUUUUGCAAAUCAGUGUGGUGCCCAGAACCCUGAAUAUCUCAGAUCUACACAACUCCGUAAGCAGGUUGCAACAAUGUCCCAGAUUCUUAAUCUAAAGGAUAAUGAGCUGGAUCAGCUUGCCAACUUUUUGGGCCAUGACAUUCGGGUCCAUAGAGACUAUUAUCGGUUGCCAGAUGCAACUAUAGAAAUUGCAAAAAUCUCAAAGCUGCUUCUGGCAAUGGAGAAAGGAACCCUUGCAAGUUUCCAAGGAAAGUCUCUUAGUGAAAUUGAGAUUGAAGAUGAAAUUGAUCCUGAAUUAGACGACGAAGAAGAAAGUGAUGAAGACGGCGAAGAAUCGGAUUCUCUCCAUAGAGUAAAUGGAAACAAAAAGAGGGUGGACCAUGUAAAGUCGACCCAGGAUGAGGAGAUUGAAAGUUCCAACGGAAAACAAAAAAUGUCCCCCAAUGAACCAGUCAGCUCCACAGCUUUACCUAUUUUAUGUAAUGCGUGUUAA
Paramisgurnus dabryanus is the source of this 2982-nucleotide messenger RNA. NCBI's taxonomy places the organism in Eukaryota, Metazoa, Chordata, Actinopteri, Cypriniformes, Cobitidae. The record is from RefSeq and is a predicted model, not a curated record.